Messenger RNA from Nicotiana tabacum (common tobacco), 1146 nucleotides. Lineage: Eukaryota; Viridiplantae; Streptophyta; Magnoliopsida; Solanales; Solanaceae. The record is from RefSeq and is a predicted model, not a curated record.
AGAUUGACAAAAUCUCAGUUAUUUAAUGCUUUUUACUUCUUUUACUUGACUACUAUUAUCAUCAACUUCCUCGAUCUUUCAUUUGCACACUUCUUCUGCUUCUAACAAUGGCGGCAUUAUUGUGCAAGAGAAAUGCAAAGAGUUUAAUUUUCAGUUCAAUUAUAUGCUUCCUAAUACAAAUAACAGCUCUAAAUGGACAACUUAGAGUUGGGUUUUAUUCUCAAAGAUGUCAUAAUGCAGAAUCCAUUGUUAGCUCUGUCGUAAAAGAAGCUUCCCAAGGAGAACCAAGAAUGCCAGCCAUGUUACUUAGACUCCAUUUCCAUGAUUGCUUUGUUCAGGGUUGUGAUGGAUCAAUUUUGAUUGAUAAUGUUAAAGAAGCUGAAAGAAAUGCAUUUGGACACGAAGGACUUGGAGGAUUUGAAGAGAUCGAGAAAGCCAAAACUCGAUUGGAAGCUCAAUGCCCAGGGGUGGUUUCUUGUGCAGAUAUUGUUGCUUUAGCUGCUAGAGACGCUAUCGUCUUGUUACACAUAUAUAUUUUACGCUAUGUGGAUGACUCAAUUGAUGUUUUAAAAGGAAAAUUCAAAAAUAAAGGCUUCACUGAAAAAGAACUCGUCAUUUUGAGUGGGGCACAUACUAUUGGCACAACAGCUUGUUUUUUCAUGCCUCGAAGAUUAUACAAUUUCACUGGAAGAUCAGAUGCAGAUCCAACUAUCAAUUCUAAGUUCCUCCCAGAGUUAAGAAGCAAAUGCCCCAAAAAUGGAAACAUAAAUUUCAGAAUACCUCUUGAUAACGCAAGCGAACGAAAAUUUGACGAUCAGAUUUUGCACAACAUAAAGAAUGGUUUCGCAGUUAUAGCAUCAGAUGCAAGGCUUUAUGACGACAAAAUUACACGAGCAGUGAUUGAUUCUUAUCUUCAGAGAAAGAAAUCGAUUCCUAAUUCACCAUCAUUUGCAAGGGAUUUUGGUUUAACCAUGAUAAAGUUAGGAAGGCUUGAUGUCAAGACUGGAUUAGUAGGAGAGAUUAGAAAGGUUUGUAAUUCUUUUAAUAAAAUGUAAUAACAUUAAUAUUGAGCCAUACUAUUACUUAAUUAACGUCUUAAUAGUCUUCGAGAAGAAUAAGAUGUGAUGCCUCCCUAUAGUUUUUAUU